AUGCAUUUGAAGAAAUGUAAGCAAACGUCCUGACGCAAACGGCCUCGAAAAGCCUCUGACAUAACAAGGUCAGAAGAGGAUGCAGAGGACCAGAGUCACAGUGACCAGGAAAGUUAUUUCAGAACGCUUGAUAAUGGCGAAAAAGUGAACAUCAAGAACGCGUGCCCUCUUCCUCCAGCAACAUCUGAAGGGUUAAAUGAACUCAUGUUGUCUUUCUAUCCAUUUCACGUCGGGUGCCUGUCUUUGGUCGAGUACAUUUUACGACGCAAACUGGAAGUCAAGCUUGAAGAGAAAGUUCCGAGUUCGGUCGCUAUCCAGACGUUUUACUAUGCUCUGGACGAGGUUCGUGAUUGUCUUCGACAGCUGCCAGAUUUGUUGUCGCUUCAGUCGGGUCUCCACACUUUUGGAAUUGAGUAUCCUCAUGGGUAUUAUGGGAUGCGUAGGUAUUGGAGAGAUAUCCGUGGCGAUAUGAGAGGGUGGUAUUUUUUGUUUUGCGACCCCUUCGACAUUCCCUGCUUAACCGAGUAUAUUCUCUCGAACCUCCACCGCGUAUCCAUCACUGGGCGAGCGGUUAAUAAUACUCGGAAGUCACCCUUAGAAACUCUUCCAAUUGAGUUAAUGCACCUCAUAAUAUCAUACCUCCCCUACCGAUCCAUUUUACGACUUGGCCGUGCCAACCAUUAUCUUCACAACUUGAUAUCGGCCGAUCAAACCAUUUGGCGAAACAUGCUGAUAGCUGGAAGCAUCGUCCCAUUCAUAUUCGAUCUCAAUGCUCGGGAAUGCCAUGAAAAGGAUGAAGAGCUUGAAGGGACCGGCACAUGUUGGGAUUGGAAGUUGCUAUGCCGUUGGCUUAAGGAGGAGCCAUUUGUUGAAGAAGCUCGAAGACUAGCUGUACUGGAUUCCCCAGUGCCACGCGAUCAAUUUAAAGAAGAGGCCAAUCAAUGCUUUAUGGGAAGCAUGAUUGAGUUGCUUUAUACCAGAGAGACAAAGUUGUUCGAACCACCAUUGGAAUUGGCCAACCGUGUCAGACUUUUCAAGACCAUAGAAGAUGCUUUGAUGUUAAAGCCAAGGGGUAGUCGUGGAACAGAGGAGCGCUAUGCGUUCAUGAAAGGGCAUGAAGAAAUUAGAAUCCUUGGCAUUGUGGAGUUUGAUAAGAUAGAUUGA
Messenger RNA from Hymenoscyphus albidus, 1164 nucleotides. The record is from the annotation of a GenBank genome assembly. Lineage: Eukaryota; Fungi; Ascomycota; Leotiomycetes; Helotiales; Helotiaceae.